CACUUUGGCAACAUGAUCUUGAUGCCCAAAAAAGGAAGAAGAAUAAGAAAAUCACACUGGAGGAUUGUGACACCUAACCCUAUUUGGACCCGAUUUCAAAUUUACAGAUUUAUCCUUAACUUUCACUUUCUCUGUGGCUCUGUUGGAGCCUGAAAAACCCUGAUCAAAAAUCCAUACCAAAAUGUAUUAACCUGCCAGAAAUUAUGUCUGUUAUUUGCCAAGUACACAAUUUGCGGUUAUGUAGGAGCAGCCUGAAAAUCGCCCUAAAUGGCUUGAAUCAGGUGAAUUUCGCCACACCUUCAUACUUUUACGUAAAUCAAACCAAGCAGAAUGCAGCCUUGGAAGUCCUUGACGCUCAGUCGAGGCCCCACAAGCCGAAAAUAGAGCCGGCAUGGAAGCCAACGCCGUCCACGGACAGUUCCAAUUUGCUUCAGAAUUACCUCAAACUGUCCAAAGUCAGGCUAACAACAUUGGUGGUAGUUACAACCAUGGCAGGCUAUGCUGUGGCUCCUGCGCCCUUCGAAUGGACAGCAUUUGCCCUAAGCAUUGCAGGCACGGGACUUUUGUCCGGAGCCGCCAAUGCAAUAAACCAAUUCCAUGAGGUUCCCUUCGACGCCCAAAUGUCCAGGACGAAGCAUCGAGUGCUAGUAUGUGGACGAUUAACCCCUUUGCAUUCGAUGGCCUUUGCCUGUGCAGCCAGCCUUAGUGGCUUAGGAAUCUUGUAUUAUGGAGUAAAUGGCCUCACUGCCACUUUAGGACUCACUAAUUUGCUUCUAUAUACAUCCGUAUAUACGCCAUUGAAGCGAAUUAGUAUUCUGAACACUUGGGUAGGCUCGAUAGUUGGGGCUAUUCCACCCUUGAUGGGCUGGGCGGCGUGCGCCAACUCCUUAGGAGCCGGUGCUUUUCUAAUGGCCGCCCUUUUAUACAGCUGGCAGUUUCCACAUUUUAAUGCCCUGUCCUGGAACUUGCGCCCGGAUUAUUCCAGAGCGGGAUACCGGAUGAUGGCUGUGACCCAUCCCGCGUUGUGCAGAAAAGUGGCCUUGCGACAUACUGUAGCUAUCCAGCUUUUAAGCACGAUAGCCCCUCUUUUGGACACCACGAAUUGGUGGUUUUUGCUGGAAUGCACCCCGUUGAAUGUGUAUUUUAUUUAUUUAGCUUAUCAGUUUUACAAAGACUCAUCGAGCGCAACUUCGCGCAAACUGUUCAGGUACUCGUUGAUCCAUUUGCCCCUUUUGAUGGUGCUGUUUCUGGUUAAUAAAAAAAAGUGGUUUGUGUUUAAGGAAACCAGUGAACAGACCGAUAAUGUUGAUGAAGUACAAAGUAUAAUAAAAUAGCAAUAAAAAACUUGA
This is a messenger RNA of Dendroctonus ponderosae (mountain pine beetle), 1349 nucleotides long. It is a transcript of the gene Cox10, whose product is annotated as protoheme IX farnesyltransferase, mitochondrial. The record is from RefSeq and is a predicted model, not a curated record. NCBI's taxonomy places the organism in Eukaryota, Metazoa, Arthropoda, Insecta, Coleoptera, Curculionidae. Bases 204 to 1334 code for a protein of 376 amino acids. Gene Ontology annotation, cellular component: mitochondrion; mitochondrial membrane. Gene Ontology annotation, biological process: heme biosynthetic process. The transcript has 6 exons. Gene Ontology annotation, molecular function: protoheme IX farnesyltransferase activity.